CUCAUCACCACAGCAGAGAGGAUGAAGCAGGUUCCUGUAGAUGACACUGAGGACGUUUCCCUGGAUAUAGGAAAUGAAGAAGAACUUGCUCUACGGAAAUCGAAAAUCAGGCAUCCCCUGGCCACGUUUUUUCAUCUAUUUUUUCGUAUUGGAGCUAUUGUUGCUUAUUUGUUCUGUGACUGGUUCAGCAAAAGCUUUGUCACGUGUUUUGUCACUAUCCUGCUUCUUCUGUCCUUUGACUUUUGGUCUGUUAAGAAUGUUACUGGUCGACUACUAGUUGGCUUACGCUGGUGGAAUCAGAUUGAUGAAGAUGGAAAAAGUCAUUGGAUAUUUGAAGCCAAAAAGGUUUCACCUAGUAAUUCUACAUCAACAGAAGUUGAGGCUCGAAUCUUCUGGCUGGGUUUGAUUAUCUGCCCCAUGAUCUGGAUGGUGUUCUUCUUCAGCACGUUAUUUUCUUUGAAGUUAAAAUGGCUGGCCUUGGUGAUUGCUGGCAUCUCCCUCCAGUCGGCAAAUCUUUAUGGUUACAUUCACUGUAAAACUGGCAGCCAUCAAAAUGUGGGGAGGACAGCCUCACGAUUUUUGUCCCAGCAGCUCUUUCAACGGACUCUAUGAAAAGAGAAGCCAGCUUUCCAAAUAAUCUCUCUACCAUCAAUAGGACAUGAAAGGAAUGACCGGAACCUGUAUACAUUCUAGUGCCUAGGGGCUGUUCACUCGGCAGUUUUGUCAGUGCCACUCCAUGCUAAAAAGUCGCCGGCAUCCAAAGUCCCACUGUUUUCAAAAGAAGACCAUGAAUGAUUGUCUCAAGAAAGAACUGAAUCUGCACUAAAUUCUGUCUGCAAAAGCCAUUGUGUGAAUAUCCUCCAAGAUGCUUUCAAUUUCAUAAUGUUUCAUUUCACUGGUCAGCGUUUCUCUUGAACCCUUUGCCUACUUUUAAGGCUCAUGUACACGACUGUUGGCGUUUUGCUGUUCGUUCCGCUUUUUGUGGAAUGGUCAGCCAAUAAUAGAACAGCCCUAUCCUUGUCCGCAAUACGGACAAUAAUAGGACAUGUUUUAUUUAUUUUUUGCAGCCAUGCAGAUGCGGAACCCCCACACAUCAUUUCUGUUGUUUUUGCGGCCCCAUUGAAGUUAAUGGUUCUGCAUACCAGCCACAAAAAAAAAAAACAGAAUGGACAUGGACAAAAAAUAUGUUUGUGUGCAUGAGCCUUUUCAGAUGGUCAUGUGCGGUCCAGGAAAAACAAACAGUCUCUGAACAUGGCUCGACUGUACAGUGUUCAUUUUAGGACAUGGUCAGAUAUCAUAGUCACGUAUCAAAAUAAUGUCAGCGUGAGGCAAAAUACUCACCCUGAUACCUGAACACUGUACGACUGACCCAAGCUCAAUGCAUCAUAGUGAUUUACAAUGCUGUAACUUCUGAGCCUACAUUCCAGUACUCACUGCAUCAUUUGAGUACAGGACAUUAUACCUGUGGUUGGGCCGACAUCAUAACAGAUCAGUUUCGGUCGGCUGAGCUGCAUUCAGUCCAGGAAUUUUAUCUUUUUUGAGUUCAUAUAUGGUAUUGUUUUCACUGA
Bufo gargarizans (Asiatic toad) is the source of this 1568-nucleotide messenger RNA. RefSeq names its product trans-golgi network vesicle protein 23 homolog A (gene TVP23A). Bases 22 to 612 code for a protein of 196 amino acids. Gene Ontology annotation, biological process: vesicle-mediated transport; protein secretion. Lineage: Eukaryota; Metazoa; Chordata; Amphibia; Anura; Bufonidae. Gene Ontology annotation, cellular component: Golgi membrane. The transcript has 7 exons. The record is from RefSeq and is a predicted model, not a curated record.